This is a messenger RNA of Trematosphaeria pertusa, 1044 nucleotides long. RefSeq lists its product as uncharacterized. The record is from RefSeq and is a predicted model, not a curated record. The transcript has a single exon. NCBI's taxonomy places the organism in Eukaryota, Fungi, Ascomycota, Dothideomycetes, Pleosporales, Trematosphaeriaceae. The coding region runs from base 250 to 795 and encodes 181 amino acids.
CAACGCGAUCGUGUAGGUCUUCAAUGCUGAGGCCUGAAAUUGAAAGUGCGCCGUGUGCGUAUAUGUACCGUUGAGAGCUGGACAGACAAUUGGAUACCCUUGAGCGCCACAUUUAAGCGCUGGGCGCCUAAGUCCAUGGCAUGUAAGUGCGACGAAACGGGUAAGCGAAGUGGCCUAUCACGCGAGCGGAUCACCAGCUACAACGGGUAACUCUUUGUUAGGGGUCUUGGGACGAGGCGUCUGUCUUCUAUGGUCACUAGUUUCACAGAUAGCGCGCAAGACGAUUUUUCCAACGAAAUCACGUCAGAACGUACAUGCCGCCUAUGCCUAGCUACAAAUGCUCGUCUUUUCCGAGGCCUCGUUCCUCUCCGCACGUCACUUCACCUCCAUCAGUACCUCAACGAUGGUAAAGCAGCAAACGAUGUCAUUCUUGGCCCUUCCGCCAGAGCUGCGUGUACGAGUCUACGAAAACGUUAUCCUCUCUGCGCCUUCGUUUCCGCCAACUUCAAUGUCAUUCCGGCAGUACCAAGGCUUCAUUCUUUCAAACAAGCAAAUCUACACCGAGUUCGAAGCGGAAUGGUUGAAGGGCUUUCAAGACACCGUCCAGGCGAUCAAACACGCGUUCCGGUUUCAGCCGGAUGCCGAGAUCCCCACACCAACACGACUGGGCGAAUCGAAAAAGAUUCUAGGAUGGAUAGCGAUGAUGUGAUGGAGGGGGGCGAUGGCGUGAUAGUGGGCUCGUCGUCUGUCUGUUUGCUGCCGAUCGGUGCUUCGCGCUUUCAUUGGAUCAUCUAAACUUCGGAGAGUCAAGCGGCAAUUGCAGAAUUACUUGCAUAGCUUCCGCUACCGUUCUUCGCAGUUGUUUCUUGGGAGCAUCUACAGUAACCCCCAUUCCGUAUUUUUGCUCCAUUUGUACGCCUACAAACCAACAAACUUCUCUCUUUCGCCUUCACCUUAGCCUUACGAAGAAGAUGAACGAUGGAGAAGACAAGUUAGUUCAGUGCGCCUACAGAUCAGGCGGGCUAUCAAUAAGUGGGGCUUUCA